CUUUCCACCAUCUUCCAUACUUAAAAAAACCCAAACAUGAUCAUGAUCAUGAUGAUGACGAUGACGACAGACGUCGAAAGCGUCUGGCUCUUCGCCCUCGCUUCCAAUUUCAAAUACUUCACUCCUCUAAACACCAUCAUCUUCGCAUUUCUCUUCCUUCUUUCAUGGCUCUUCCUCAACCUAUUCUUCUGGGCUCACCCCGGCGGCCCAUCUUGGGGCAGGCACAACUGGGGCAACCUCUUUUCCACUUACCGCCCCAUUCCCGGCCCUAAAGGACUUCCAAUCAUCGGUAGUAUCAAUCUUAUGUCGGGCUUAGCCCACUCCAAAUUAGCUGCCGCUGCUCAUGCCUGCCAAGCCAAACGCCUCAUGGCUUUCAGCCUCGGAGAGACGCGCGCCGUCGUUACUUGCAACCCUGACGUCGCUAAAGAUAUUCUCAACAGCUCCGCAUUCGUCGACCGUCCCGCCAAAGAAUCUGCUUACAACUUGAUGUUCAACCGCGCCAUUGGUUUUGCGCCCUACGGUGUCUACUGGAAUACACUCCGUAAAAUCGCUGCAACACACCUCUUUUGCCCAAAGCAAAUUAAAGCUUCGGAACGUCAACGGAUGGAAAUAGCAAACCAGGUGGUGUCUAUAUUUCAUUCAAGCAAACGCAGUGAUAUUCGGGUUAGGGACGCAUUAAAACUCGCUUCGCUUAACAACAUGAUGUGCUCUAUAUUUGGACGCAAGUACGACCUGGAUAAUUCCGCCAACUCCGACACGGCAGAGUUAGAAGAUUUGGUUGAACAAGGAUACAAUUUAUUAGGCGAGUUGAACUGGUCUGAUCACUUCUCCUUCUUGGCUGAUUUCGACAUACAAAAGAUUCGACUCAGGUGCUCCCAGCUCGUGCCGCGGGUCAAUAGAUUUGUCGGCAGAAUAAUCGCUGAGCACAAGGCGAAACCGGGCGAGAUGAACCGUGAUUUUGUGGAUGUUUUGCUGUCUCUUCAGGGAGCUGAUAGAUUGUCGGAUUCAGACAUGAUCUCCGUUCUUUGGGAAAUGAUAUUUCGGGGCACAGACGCAGUGGCAGUUCUGAUUGAGUGGAUACUUGCGAGAUUAGUGUUGCAUCCUGAUGUCCAGUCCAAGGUUCAUGAUGAGCUGGACAAGGUUGUAGGGAGGUCACGUCCGGUAACAGAGUCUGAUAUAACGGAGAUGGUCUACUUACCGGCGGUUGUUAAAGAAGUCUUAAGAUUGCAUCCUCCAGGCCCACUUCUUUCCUGGUCCCGUUUGUCAAUAAGGGAUUCCGUGGUGGAGGGGUACCAUGUGCCUGCUGGAACAACUGCCAUGGUAAAUAUGUGGGCAAUUACCAGAGAUCCGGAUGUCUGGUCAGAUCCGCUUGAGUUUAAGCCUGAGAGAUUUCUGGGCCAAGGCCCAAUCCUAGAUCAUGAUUUCUCUGUGUUAGGAUCGGACUUGAGGCUGGCACCAUUCGGGUCAGGGCGCAGGUCAUGUCCUGGUAAAACAUUGGGCAUGACCACUGUGAACUAUUGGGUGGGGAGGCUUUUGCAUGAAUUUGAGUUUGUGAGUGGUUAUAAAAGUUUGGACAUGUCUGAAGUGCUGAGGCUGUCUUGUGAAAUGGUUAACCCACUGGUGGUCAGGGUCCUUCCAAGGCGUUGUGUCUCAAAUUCAUAGUAUCGUACGGGAAAGAACAGAAGCGAGAAAAUUAAGGGAAGCAGUUGGUGGCGAUGUGGCCGGUCUGUCUUUCUUUCUUUCUUUCUUUACAAAGUGGAGUGUGAGAGUUGGUGCAUGAGAUUUUUCCUUGACAGGCUGAGUUUCGUGCAAAGAUGUUACAUUAAAUGUUGCAGAAAUCAAAUUGUUGUAGUUUGUCUUAUAGUACAUUACAGUUUUAUGAAUAGUUUAGCUUUGGUUUUGA
This is a messenger RNA of Sesamum indicum (sesame), 1903 nucleotides long. Its product is annotated as cytochrome P450 78A3. The record is from RefSeq and is a predicted model, not a curated record. Gene Ontology annotation, molecular function: heme binding; monooxygenase activity; oxidoreductase activity, acting on paired donors, with incorporation or reduction of molecular oxygen. NCBI's taxonomy places the organism in Eukaryota, Viridiplantae, Streptophyta, Magnoliopsida, Lamiales, Pedaliaceae.